AUGGAGGAGAUGGAAAAGACCUAUCCUCAGUAUGAUGACAUGAACUACGACGACUUAACUUCGAACUUUGAUGAACUAACAAAUAGGUUAAAUAGGGAGGUAAAGUAUAAUUCAGAUCCAUUGGUAGUUACUGACCUUAACAGGGAGAUCAGCUACGUAAGGCGACUCAUGAAUGAACGUGAUAUUGCAGAAACAACCUUCACCGAGGAUAAUGACGGUACAGUAAACAUUUCAGGACCAUCAGGAAGCACAACCGUUCCAGGAGUAGACUUUGUGGAAGACCCUAACGAUUUAUUCCAGACGUGCUAG
This is a messenger RNA of Paramuricea clavata, 309 nucleotides long. NCBI's taxonomy places the organism in Eukaryota, Metazoa, Cnidaria, Anthozoa, Malacalcyonacea, Plexauridae. The record is from the annotation of a GenBank genome assembly.